Chenopodium quinoa (quinoa) is the source of this 1104-nucleotide messenger RNA. RefSeq lists its product as uncharacterized. Bases 1 to 1104 code for a protein of 367 amino acids. The transcript has a single exon. NCBI's taxonomy places the organism in Eukaryota, Viridiplantae, Streptophyta, Magnoliopsida, Caryophyllales, Amaranthaceae. The record is from RefSeq and is a predicted model, not a curated record.
AUGAAGCAAAUGCCCCACUAUUCUAAAUUUUUGAAAGACCUUUUAAGUGGGAGAAGGGAGUGUGAGACGGUGAGUUUGACCGCCAAUUGUAGUGCAAUUCUUUCCAACAAAAUUCCUACCAAAUUGAAAGAUCCGGGUAACUUUUCCAUCCCUUGUUUUAUCAAUGGCAUUGAAUUUGAUAAAGCCUUGUGUGAUUUAGGAGCAAGUGUGAGUCUCAUGCCCUAUUCCGUCUACCAAAAGCUUAGUGUAGGAACCCUCUCCCCCACUAACAUUACUCUCCAACUAGCGGACCGUUCUGUUAAGUUCCCCAUGGGAAAAGUUGAGGACAUUCCCCUUAGGGUAGGAAAGUUCACAUUCCCCGUGGAUUUCUAUGUGCUAGAAAUGGAUGAGGAUGAGAGGAUUCCUAUAAUUUUGGGUAGACCAUUUCUAGCUACUUCUAGAGCUAUCAUCGAUGUGAAGGAGGGAAAGAUAUCCUUGAAUAUUGACAAUGAUUUUAUUGAGUUUGAUUUGAAUAAUGUCAUGCAACAACCCUCCUCAAGUGGUGAAUGCUUUAGGGUAUAUGUUCUUGAUACCGUUCUUAAUGAAUUUUCUCGCUCCCACUUGCAUGCUACUAAUGAUCCUCUUGAAAAUGUGUUGUUAAAUGAAUCAAAGAUAGGUACUCACAAAGAAGACAUACAAUUCUAUGAGGAUUUGCUUGAGGAAAGCAAGAAGGAGUGCAAGGAUGCGAGCAUGGAAGAAGAGGCUCCUUACAUUCAUGACCUCUUUCAAGUUGAAGAAAGAGAAGAGAGCCCCAAUGGUAAGGGAUCACCAAAGGUAGACUUGAAACCUCUACCUUUGUGCUUGAGGUAUGCAUUUCUUGGUCCCGAUGAGUCUUUCCCCGUGUUUGUAAAUUCUAACCUAACGGAGGAGCAAACCUCCCUCUUGAUCAAUUUUUUGAGAAAACACAAGAAAGCUUUGGGUUAUACCAUUGAUGAUAUCAAAGGUAUUAGUCCAUCUUUAUGUAUGCACAAAAUUGAUCUAGAGGGAGAUGCCAAACCCGUUAGGCAAAGGCAAAGAAAGCUUAACCCUUCCAUGCAAGAGGUUGUGCGGAAGGAAGUGGCUUAG